Messenger RNA from Adineta steineri, 927 nucleotides. The record is from the annotation of a GenBank genome assembly. Lineage: Eukaryota; Metazoa; Rotifera; Eurotatoria; Adinetida; Adinetidae.
AUGACGCGUGUUAUCGCUCUUCAUGGAUCAACAGGCGCAGGAAAAUCGACACUCACUCGUUUAAUGGGUGAACAUUGGGGCACGAAUUGUCAUGUUAUGGAGGAAGUCUUGGAAGGAAUUAUGGCUGUGCCAAGUUCAGAUGAUAAACAUAUGUCGUGGUAUCGUCAAAAACCGGCAUUUGCCGCUCGUGAUAAUGUCACAAGUUUUUUUAUGGCAUAUAUCAGUCCAAUAUCAGUACUUAUUUUUACCCUCAUAAAUCAUUAUCUUACUGGUACUGUCUGGCCAGUUAUCAUACUGUUUCUUAUUUUUCUGGCUAUCGGUCGAUUUUUUCUUUGGUUCAACAGUACAAUGUUAUCAAAAAUGUGGUUCUACAAUGUUUCUUAUUUUAAUGAUCAACAAAACCGAAGUAAUCGUACAUGGAUAUGGAGAGAUCGAACUUGUCUCGAUGUCUAUACAUAUGCUUUAAUGGACAAUUACACUUCAGUUCCAUUGAAUAUGAGGCAAAUUCUUCUGGAAGAAACACACACAACAAGUGUAGCUAUCAUACUGGAUGUGCCAGAACAUAUUAUCAAGACACAUUUAAGAAGAAGAAUGAACGCUCCAACUACAACGUUUUGGAUGGCUUUUGCUACACGACUAAUAUUGUUGUUUAAAAUACCUAUUCGAUCAUCAAUUAAUGCUCUAAAGUUAGUCGAACGAUGGUAUCAAAAAAUGAAUGUACCCGUAAUUAAAAUUAGUCAACUUCGUGAUAAAUUAGAUUAUGAUUUAAAAACAGGAGAUAUUCAAUGGAACAAACAUUCAAUCAAUGUCCUUCAAAAAGCUAUCGACGAAGCUAUUGAAAAACGUGGAUUACCGUCUGCAACGGUUGAUGAAUCACUAAUCCCAUGGCAAACUGUACAAAACUCUCGUCUCGUUCAUUAUUAUUAA